Messenger RNA from Durio zibethinus, 1736 nucleotides. NCBI's taxonomy places the organism in Eukaryota, Viridiplantae, Streptophyta, Magnoliopsida, Malvales, Malvaceae. The record is from RefSeq and is a predicted model, not a curated record.
UACAAAUCACAGAGGUGGAGGUGAAAUUUACGCUUUUUCCUUCCACAACUCUGGAUUUCUUCCCCACCCCACCCUUUAUCUCUCUCUUUCUCACAUCUUCAAAACCAACACAAAAAUAUACCUAUAUAAAAAAAACCAAAAAAAAAAAAACCCUAAUUUCCUUUGCAAUCCAAAAAAAGGAAAAGAAAACUCUUUGUUUCUCUGGCACACCAAUCAACGCCCGGAUAAAUGAUCAGAGUGGAUGUAAUUGGAGCGGUUGGAUUAUCCAUGUAGAGAAUUUUUCAUUUAGAUAAAUGUUGUGUCUUAUUCAUCUACAGCCACCAUCCAUGUAGAGAAUUACUCCUGCAUUGGUGUUUCAGAUUUUAAUAAAUUGGAAAAGGAAUACUUAAUGGAGGCUAACAUUUGUGACAUCAAUCACUUGGAUGCCGAUGUACUUCUGCCUCCUCGGAAGCGCCUGCUAGCAGGAUUUAAGAAAAAGGCUUCAAAUGCAAAUGGUGCUUCAGAUCAGCCAACUGUUGUUUCUUCCUCCUCAUCUCCUCCGUCACCUUCACCUUCACCUUCACCUUCACCUUCAACCUCACCUCCUACUUCUUCAAGUGAUGUUAAUACUCGUCUUAAUAAUUUAUUGAGUUCCCAUUACAAUAACCCAAAUCUUUCGCCUGAGGAGAUUUUGGAGGGCUCGAGAGUAGCGGCUAUUGCUGCUGCUAAGGCUGCAGAGGCCGCCAGAGCUGCUGCAGAAGAGAAGGCUGUAAUUGCAGCUAAAGCUGUUGCUGCAGCUAAGAGUGCUUUGGACAUGGUAGCAACAUUUUCUGAAGACACAGUUAGUAAGGAUAGAUACCUAAAAAAGAAUAAGUUCAAGAAGCAUGUCCCAGUUCAACUUUUAUACAAAAAACACCAACCGAUUGAGAAUUCUAGGACGGAUGAAGAGUUAGCCCGUAGAUUGCACCAGGCAAUCAACAGUUCUCCAAGGAUCUCAAAGAAUUCACCAACAUCUGAAUGGAGAGGUCAUAAACAUAAAAGGCCUAAGAGCUUGGCAACUCUUGAGAAAACAAAGGUUUCCAACGCAGGUAUUGUGUUGGGAGGAAGCCCUUCUUCUAUAUGCAAUGGAGGUACAAGAGAAGGCGAAAUUGAUUCUGAUGAUUCCAUUAAGGAGUCUGUUAAAGCAGAGGCAAAGGGAGCCAAAUACAAAAAAUCUGGGCAGUCGGAAUUGGAUAGUGGUGGAGCGGACUCAAGCAAUUCAAAGGAAAAAGCUUGUGAAGAUGCGUAUUCUCCUGGUAAAAAGAGGGGAAGAGUGAAGCUAAAGAAGUUGCCCUUAAGCAUUUGUUCCUAUAGGGAUCGAGUGAAUCCCAAGGAAGAGAUGAUUACUAAGAGCUCUCCAUUGACGGAAAAGAACAUGGGUAAUCCAACGGCUGCUGUUAAGCCCUUGUUUUCUCUGGAGUCCUCUGCUGAUGAUGCUAUUUCAAUUGAAGGUACGCCUAUGUGGAAAUGCCAGGAUUUCAAGGCCCCUGCAUGUAUCAAACAAAACUAAGUCAUGCAAUCAUAAUGUUCAGUUCUGUUCUUAUAGCAGGUGGCUUCAAUGAUAGAAGCUAAUAGCUGAGUUAGGAUUCGCAAUUCUCUUUUUACAGAAAUGACUUUAUUUCAUUUAUCUUUUGGCACAUCUUUGGUUUUGUAAGGAAGUUGAAUUGACAGAAUGUAUAUUUGAAUGUUCAAUUGCUUGCCCCUACACUUUACUAAUA